Boleophthalmus pectinirostris (great blue-spotted mudskipper) is the source of this 1278-nucleotide messenger RNA. RefSeq lists its product as uncharacterized. Bases 372 to 1055 code for a protein of 227 amino acids. The record is from RefSeq and is a predicted model, not a curated record. NCBI's taxonomy places the organism in Eukaryota, Metazoa, Chordata, Actinopteri, Gobiiformes, Gobiidae. The transcript has 9 exons.
AAACUGAAAUUACUCUGUACUAUUUAAACAGACAUGUAAUUAGCUUUGACUUUUGUUCUCAGUUAAUUACUGGUUUGUACUGGUUUUCAAAAAAAAACAUCACUUCCAGGUGUGGCUCUAGCAUUUCACACAACUCAAAAACAAAACAGUGUCCUUUACUGGCCUUAUUGUAUUAUGGCAUAUCUGAAACUUGAUCAUCUAGUUCAUGUAAAGUGGGUGUGUACCUGAGGACAUCCUGGUUCACAUCUCAAACAGGUUUUGUAUUCAGUGUGUGUGGAUUAAUAAGCAUAGAGGACACCACUGAAGUGCUUAAAAUGACAAUAUAAUUUAUAAUAUUUACUUUUUACUUUUGUUAGCUUUGUUGGUGCAGAAUGAGAUUCCGAGAGACUCUGCAGCUGGGCGCCCUGAUUAUUAUUUUCCUGAUAACAUGGAUACUCUCCAGUAAUUCAUUUGAUGUAAGUAAGACAGCAAGGGACAUUUUUGGAAUAGAUUAUGAAGAGAAGGUUGAACCCACCACUCCGGCUCCAAAGAUAAAAUGUGAUUUAUCAAGGAACUGUCCAGUGGGAAACUUUGCUUUGCGCAUCAAAAGUGGUGCAGCUAAUGUUGUGGGGCCAAGUAUAUGUUUCGAAGGUCAAACAGUAUUGAGCCAUAUUAACAACAAUGUGGGACCAGGAUUAAACUUUGCAGUGGUAAACGGGGAGACUGGAACUGUGGAUAAAGUUGGAUUUCUAAACUCUAAAGAUGGCCGAUCGGAAGACAUUUUGGACUAUCUCAAAAAGAUCGAACCAAAGAGGAUUGUUUUGCUUGCUUCGUUUGAUGAUGUGACACCAAAGCUGACAGAUGAAAUAAAGAACGUUUUGGAAAGCAUGGGGAGCACUUUGAUCAAGACAGUAAAAAACAGAGACAACUGGGUGUUUGCAGGGGUUGCAGAAGGCAAUUUGAAAAGCCCAUUUGAAAAGGUGUCUGAAAAUAAACCCGGGGAAAAUAUGUACGAGGGUUGGCCCGAGGUAGUGGAGAUCAGCGGCUGUUUUCCACAGACCAGCCCACAGACUUAAGAAAAAAUUAUAUUAUCUUUGCUACUCAGAGCUGACUCAGGACUCUUUGACAGUUCAAUUCUUGUAGUUCUGUUAAAUCAUACCAGGUGAAGAUAGUCGGAAAACUAUCUGCCACUGUAUUGUGUACAGGAUGAAAAUGCCCAUGUUUUUUAGCCUAAGUCAUGAAAAGCUUUUUGUAUACUACAGUAGAGUGAAAAUAAAAUAAAUACUCAAAAAGGAAUAA